AUGGAGAACGGUUCUCCGCAGCGUCAGCGCAGACGCCCUCCUCCAGGCGGUGGAGCCUUUGAAGACAGCCGCUGGACUCACGACAAGUAUAUAGAGCUAGAAAACGAGAGUUCAGAUCGUCGCGUCCCUGACUCCUAUUCCCCCUCAUCACCGACGGUGUCUAUUUCGGAAAAGAUUAAAGACGGAAAAUCGCAAUAUCUGGGUGAGGAAGGAGACUCUUCCGCAAGCCCGAAAAGACAAGGCGAUACACGGACGGUGACAGGAGCGCUGUCUUCAGAAGACUAG
Dibothriocephalus latus is the source of this 285-nucleotide messenger RNA. The record is from the annotation of a GenBank genome assembly. NCBI's taxonomy places the organism in Eukaryota, Metazoa, Platyhelminthes, Cestoda, Diphyllobothriidea, Diphyllobothriidae.